AUGAUGCGUCUAGGAUGGCUUUUAUGGACUUUUGCUUGUUUACCAAGCCUGAUUGUCUCAACCUCUCCCACUUACCUUGAGCAAUGCAUUCAAUAUCUCAACAUUACAAACCCUGAAGAAGUCAAACUCUUUGUACAAGAGUGGACUAGACCAGGCGCGAUCAAGCGACUGGAAUUCGCCCCCUUGGCCUCCCAACUGCCGACUUGGGAUCUUCCUCUUGGUCGUCGCCAAGAUCAACUCGUAAAAUGCUUUGGAAACGACAACGGAUGCCCGGAAGCUGCCCCUCAAUGCUGCGGUACCCAAGCCAAUGGAUGGUGCUGUGGUGACAACAGGGCGUGUUGCCGAGCAGAUCCUGGAGGUAACUGCUGUCUUGAAGGACAGAGUUGUUGCGGAACUUCAAAAGAUCCAGGUUGGGGAGCUUGUUGCGAUCCUGAUGCGACAUGCUGCAAUCCUUCCGUCGGGAAGCCAUAUUGCUGCGAUGAAGACCAGAAGUGCGACAAUAAUGCCCGAACAUGCGUCAAUCCCACGGCAACUGUGACCGAGACAACGACUUCGUGGGCGACCGAAACCGACACCGAGACCGUUACGACAGAUGGCACAACGACCGUAAAAACUGUGUCGACCAUAGAGACCACCGUACUUGUGACGGUAUCCCGAGGCCCUACAGAUGAUGAAGCUACCAGGGAGGAUACGGCUACAGAUUCGGACAGAAAACAUAAGCGAUUUAUCCCUCCGGCUCCUCAUAAACGCCUCAGUCGCGAAGCCCCCGCAACCAAGGCAAUACAGCCGGUCUUCCUCAGACCAGCUGCAAGCCUCAAUGCGCUAGCUGACGGUCUCGCUCGACGAGGAAUCCCCAUCCACAGACGAGCCACAGACACGGAAACAGUCUACGAGACGAAAGAAGCGACGACAACAAUUACCGACACAGAAACAAAGACAGAAUGGACAACCAAGUACUCAACCUCGAUCACAACACAUAAACAGACCGUCACGGUUUUUGUUCAAGGUCAAUCCACCGUCACCGUAGGGCCUACAGGAACAGCAUCAAGCUCUUCAGAAUCAGGCUCCAACGAUGGCGGCGCAUCCAAAGGCACUAUUAUCGGUGCAGCCGUUGGCGGCGGCCUGGGCUUGGUAUUGAUCGCCCUGCUUGCUUUUUUCCUGUGGAGGCGACGACGCAAGACUGCAAAUCAGACGCAGCCUAGCCAAUUUUAUGCAGCCAACAGUGAAGCCCCUGCAACGGCACAGAAGCCACCACCUCCUUUCAUGUCCUCGCCCCCAACGCCGGCUGGGGCACGCGACACUUGGGCCUCGAGUCCCAGCCGAAGCGAGUAUUCCCAGCCGCCUGCAUAUCCGUCUCCCAUGCCUGAGUUGGCCAACACUCAAUUUGCUUAUGAGAUGCAUACGUCGCCGCAGCGGUCGCCACAGGAGCUGUAUCAUUCCCAGUACAUGGGUGGCUUGGGAUUGCCUGAGAUGAGGGACCAGCGGAGGGGUUAG
This is a messenger RNA of Fusarium fujikuroi IMI 58289, 1494 nucleotides long. RefSeq lists its product as uncharacterized. The coding region runs from base 1 to 1494 and encodes 497 amino acids. The transcript has 3 exons. Lineage: Eukaryota; Fungi; Ascomycota; Sordariomycetes; Hypocreales; Nectriaceae. The record is from RefSeq and is a predicted model, not a curated record.